GCACUUUUAGCAAUCAUGGCAAUGUACUGUAAGUCACAUCCACUCUCAAGAUGUCGCGGAUGCCAUAUUUUUGACCCUCCAUUUCGGCCACUGGAUUACGCCGAUUACGAGGAGUCAGAGCGACUUGAUACAAGCUCUAUCUGCCCGUGGACCACUAUUAUGAUAGAUGACGUAGAGCGUGUUCCCCGGAAACUCCCCUCCACCACGUGCACCCGAUCCUCGGUAGUGUUUGAACUGAAUGGAACCCCCGUGGAAUAUGACUGUGAAUUAAUAGAAGUGAAUGUUCCGGUACUCAAGUACCGACGAUCUUUAGACUACUGGGAACGAAGUGAGGAACCUGUAUCUGUCGCAUGCACAGCUGUCCGGAAACAAAGCUAACGUUACCACAUCCUAGGUUGUAUCUUUAUUGACAAUAUGUGCUGAAAUAUAUUUG
Saccostrea echinata is the source of this 433-nucleotide messenger RNA. RefSeq lists its product as uncharacterized. Gene Ontology annotation, molecular function: cytokine activity. The coding region runs from base 16 to 378 and encodes 120 amino acids. Gene Ontology annotation, cellular component: extracellular region. NCBI's taxonomy places the organism in Eukaryota, Metazoa, Mollusca, Bivalvia, Ostreida, Ostreidae. The transcript has a single exon. The record is from RefSeq and is a predicted model, not a curated record.